This is a messenger RNA of Metschnikowia bicuspidata var. bicuspidata NRRL YB-4993, 153 nucleotides long. RefSeq lists its product as uncharacterized. The annotation marks the transcript as partial. The transcript has a single exon. The record is from RefSeq and is a predicted model, not a curated record. Lineage: Eukaryota; Fungi; Ascomycota; Pichiomycetes; Serinales; Metschnikowiaceae.
GGGGAUAGAAUCUCCUCCAACACGUUGUUUUAUGUCACCAAGACAAAUAAUGCCUCCCUUGACAACGUUUGGACCGAUGUUUUCGCGAAGGCUUUGGAAGGUAAGGACUUGAAAGAGUUGUUCUUGUUAAUUGAGCCGGCACAAACAGGAUGA